AGAAAUGUCAGCCAGAAAGGGCUAUCUGCUCCCUUCGCCAAAUUAUUCCACAACAAUGUCAUGCUCCGAGAGCCCGGCUGCAAACUCUUUUUUGGUAGACUCCCUGAUCAGCUCGGGCAGAGGGGAAGCGGCGGGAGCAGGAGGCGGAGGCGGAGGAGGAGGCGGCUACUAUCCCAACAGUGGUAUCUACCUGCCACAGGCGUCCGAUCUGUCCUACGGGCUGCAAAGCUGCGGACUUUUCCCCGUUCUGGGCAAACGCAAUGAAGGUACUUCUCAAAGCAUGGUCCCCAACUCGCACUCCUACGUGUCAGGGAUGGAAGUGUGGCUAGAUCCCCCCCGGUCCUGUCGCAUGGAAGAGCCGGAGAGCCAGCAGGCCACCUCGUGCUCCUUCGCUACAAGCAUUAAGGAGGAGAGUUCCUACUGCCUCUAUGACUCAGAGAAAUGCCCCAAGGGCUCGGCCGCCACAGACCUCGCUCCCUUCCCCCGGCUGAGUGCCGAGGUCAGCCCAGCCAGCGGCGGCGGCGGGGUCCCCGUCCCGGGCUACUUCCGCCUCUCCCAGGCUUAUGGCACUUCCAAGAACUACGGCGCGGGGCCAGCCGGGGCUGCCCCUUUCCCUCCGCAGCCCCCCGGCCGCUUCCAGACGCCUCCAUCUUUGCCUCCCGUCCCGGAGCCGGGGAGGAAGGAGGAUGAGGAGCGCUCCCCAAGCCCCUUGGCGUGCGUCUCCCAGAGGGAGGACGAGACUCAGGCUUCAUCUUCCACCGCAGAGGAGCUCUCUCCAGCUCCGUCAGAGAGCAGCAAAGCUUCUCCUGAGAAAGAGCCUGUAGGCAAUUCAAAAGGAGAAAAUGCAGCAAACUGGCUCACGGCAAAAAGUGGCAGAAAGAAACGAUGCCCCUAUACCAAGCAUCAAACUCUCGAGCUGGAAAAGGAGUUUCUAUUCAAUAUGUACCUGACUCGUGAGCGUCGCCUAGAGAUCAGCCGCACAGUCCACCUCACAGACAGACAAGUUAAAAUCUGGUUUCAGAACCGCAGAAUGAAACUGAAGAAAAUGAACAGAGAGAAUAGGAUUCGGGAGCUCACAGCCAACUUUAAUUUCUCUUGAUGAACCUAUAAACACAUCUUUAUGGUUUAAAGAGCCAGUAUCAUUUUCCUAGGCUGUAUUCAUCCGCACCUGUAUGGAUUAACGAUUUUAGGCGUUCUCAAUAUGUCCUUAACCUCUUAAGAGCUACUUUGGGGGGUGGGUGGACUAAAGUCACGCUAAAGCACAAAAUGCCGUGUGUGAACCUCCCCUCUUCCUUCAGCCUUUCCCGGGGCCAAUUUGUUUCCUCUAAGCUUUGAAACACAAAAAUACCAUUUCAGGAGCUGCAAAUAUGUUUCUCCCUAUCUGUCUCUCUGAAAAGUAAACAAUCCUAGUUAAAGGUGCAUUCAUUUAAAAUAUAAGUGCUGUAACUUGGACUGUACGUAGCUGCACAAUGAAGAAUUUAAGCGUUGCCAUAUUUCUAUAUAUUGGGAGCUUUCCCCUUCUCUGUUUGCCUUGUCUCCCCCUCCCCCUUUUUUCCUUCGAAAAGCGGGACUUAAAAUAAUGAAAU
Molecule: messenger RNA, 1586 nt
Organism: Camarhynchus parvulus
Lineage: Eukaryota; Metazoa; Chordata; Aves; Passeriformes; Thraupidae
Gene: HOXA10
Product: homeobox A10
Exons: 2
Coding region: 5-1099 (364 amino acids)
Biological process (GO): regulation of transcription by RNA polymerase II
Cellular component (GO): nucleus
Molecular function (GO): DNA-binding transcription factor activity, RNA polymerase II-specific; RNA polymerase II cis-regulatory region sequence-specific DNA binding
Source: RefSeq, a predicted model, not a curated record